Syngnathus typhle (broad-nosed pipefish) is the source of this 5687-nucleotide messenger RNA. RefSeq names its product kinesin-like protein KIF1C. The transcript is spliced from 27 exons. Gene Ontology annotation, molecular function: microtubule motor activity; ATP binding; microtubule binding. Gene Ontology annotation, biological process: microtubule-based movement. The record is from RefSeq and is a predicted model, not a curated record. Lineage: Eukaryota; Metazoa; Chordata; Actinopteri; Syngnathiformes; Syngnathidae. The coding region runs from base 255 to 3821 and encodes 1188 amino acids.
CCCACCCCCCCCCACCCCCGUCUCCUUCCUGUUGUUCCAACUCCAUUUUCCCAUCUCAAAAGUCCACCUUGGCCGCUGUCUACCGCGGCGACACCGCGCGGAACAGCGGCGGAGCGCCAAAGGUCGCCGGCGACCACAGACGCCGCCGCCGGCCGGGUCUCGAUACGACCGAGUCCUCCGAAUCUUCCGCUCGACCGGCCCGCAACUUUUCCAGCGGUCACCGUGACGUCUGCUCCGUCACGCCGUAGGCUGAAAUGGCGGGUGCGUCGGUCAAGGUGGCGGUGCGCGUCCGCCCGUUCAACGCCAGGGAAACGGGCCGCAACGCCAAGUGUGUCAUCCAGAUGCAGGGCAACACUACUUGCAUCGUUAACCCCAAGCAGCCCAAAGAUGCGGCCAAGAACUUCACUUUUGACCACUCUUAUUGGUCGCAUACCACGCCCGAUGAGCCGACCUUUGCGAGCCAGCGACAAGUGUACCAAGACAUCGGCGAGGAGAUGCUGCUGCACGCCUUCGAAGGUUACAACGUGUGCAUUUUUGCGUACGGACAAACCGGGGCGGGGAAGAGCUACACCAUGAUGGGAAAGCAGGAGACGGGGCAGGAAGGCAUCAUUCCACAGCUGUGCGAAGACUUGUUCCAGAGGACAGGGGGCAACACGGAUCCUGACCUGACCUAUUCAGUGGAGGUGUCCUACAUGGAGAUCUACUGCGAGCGUGUUCGAGAUCUGUUGAACCCAAAGUCCCAGGAGACCCUGCGGGUGAGGGAGCACCCCAUCCUGGGACCCUACGUGGAGGAUCUGUCCAAACUGGCCGUGACCGGAUUCCCUGACAUUCACGAUCUGAUGGUUGCCGGUAACAAAGCCAGAACGGUGGCGGCCACCAACAUGAAUGAGACGUCGUCGCGCUCGCACGCCGUCUUCACCAUCGUCUUCAGCCAGCGGCGCCGAGAUCUCCUGACCCAGCUGGACACGGAAAAGGUCAGCAAGAUCAGUUUAGUUGACCUGGCGGGAAGUGAACGCGCUGACUCCUCAGGAGCCAAAGGCACCCGACUCAAGGAAGGAGCAAACAUCAACAAGUCUCUCACCACACUGGGAAAAGUCAUCUCUGCUCUGGCCGACAUGCAGAGCAGCAAGAAAAGGAAAAGCGACUUUAUACCCUACAGAGACUCGGUGCUGACCUGGCUCCUCAAAGAGAACCUGGGCGGAAACUCUCGCACGGCUAUGAUCGCCGCUCUCAGUCCUGCCGACAUUAACUACGAAGAAACCCUCAGCACUUUGAGGUAUGCCGACCGAGCCAAGCAGAUUCGCUGUAACGCCAUCAUCAACGAAGACCCCAACGCCAAACUGAUUCGAGAGCUGAAAGGGGAAGUGGAACGACUGCGGAGCCUCCUCUUCGCUCAGGGCCUGCACGAGCUCAUCCACAACCAGGCCAACAACCAUGACUCCUCCUCAGGGGGUGUAUCCUCAGCGCUGACUAUCACGGCCAUUGGCACGGUCGAUCCCAAAGACUCCGCCUCUCCAGGUGUGUUUGAACUUAGUGAGUCGGCGGAUGUCAAUCAUCUUCCGGAUGGGGAAGACGAGGUUGCCACGGAAACCAUCAGUAAAGAGGAGGCAGCUGAGAGACUGCUGGAGACAGAGAAGAUCAUGGCUGAGCUCAACGAGACUUGGGAGGAGAAGUUAAGGAAAACGGAAUCCAUCCGUUUGGAGAGGGAGGCGCUCUUGGCCGAGAUGGGCGUGUCCAUUAAAGAAGAUGGGGGGACUCUGGGUGUCUUCUCUCCUAAAGGGACUCCACACCUUGUCAACCUGAACGAGGACCCUCUCAUGUCCGAGUGCCUCCUUUACUACAUUAAGGAAGGGUUCACCAGGGUAGGACAGCAGGAUGUGGACAUCAAGCUGUCUGGUCACUUCAUCAAGGAGAUCCACUGUGUGUUCGUGAGUGAGACCAACGAACAACGAGAAGUGGUGGUCACUCUGGAGCCGCUGGUGGGGGCGGAGACUUACGUCAACGGGAAGCAGAUCACGGAGGCGGUCGUCCUCAAGCAAGGGAACCGCAUCGUGAUGGGCAAGAACCACGUGUUUCGCUUCAAUCACCCGGAGCAGGCCCGGCUAGAGCGGGAGCGCAGUGUCACGGCCGAGCAGCAGGGGGAGCCGGAGGACUGGACUUACGCUCAGCGGGAGCUCUUGGAGAAACAAGGCAUUGACAUCAAACUGGACAUGGAAAAGAGGCUUCAGGACAUGGAGACGCAGUACCGCAAGGAAAAGGAGGAGGCCGACUUGCUGCUGGAGCAACAGCGGCUGUACGCAGACAGCGACAGCGGAGAUGAUUCCGACAAACGCUCGUGCGAGGAAAGCUGGAGGCUUAUCUCCUCCCUCAGAGAAAAACUACCUGCCAACAAGGUGCAGUCCAUCGUGAAGCGUUGCGGUCUUCCCAGCAGCGGAAAGAGGAGAGAGCCUCAAAGAGUCUAUCAGAUUCCUCAGAGGAGGCGGAUCAGCAAAGACCCCAAGCGCGUCACCAUGGAAGAUCUUCGCUUGCAAGCUGUCAAAGAGAUCUGCUACGAGGUCGCGCUGGGAGACUUCCGACACUCGCGGCAGGAGAUCGAGGCGCUGGCCAUCGUUAAGAUGAAGGAGCUGUGCCGCAUGUACGCCAAGAAGGACGCCAACGAAAAGGACAGCUGGAAGGCGGUGGCGCAGGACGUGUGCGACACGGUGGGCAUCGGGGAAGAGAGGAGCCCCCCGUCGGAGGAGGGAGGAGCAGGAGGAGAGGCCGGCGAAGGAGGAAAAGCCUACGACCUGAAGGCUCACAUCAACAAGCUAACGGACAUCUUGGAGGAAGUGAAGCUGCAAAACAACAUGAAGGACGAGGAGAUCAAAGCGCUGCGCGACCGAAUGAUCAAGAUGGAGAGCGUCAUACCCGUCAAGGUGGAGGGCGCCGCGUCUGAGCAGAGCGAGCAGGUUAACAGCGAAGAAGCGGAGGGGCCUCCGCCGAGGGAGGACCGUGUUCAGCGUCUCAUGGAGGAGGACCCGGCGUUCAGGAGAGGGCGCCUCCGCUGGCUGAAGCAGGAACAACAGAGGAUCGUCAACCUGCAACAGCAGAACAUCAGUAAGAAGCUGCGGGGCCUCAACCAAGGCGAACCUGGUCAGAUUGUGCAUCUCCCCGGGACGGGACGCUUCAUCCCUCCCCAGGACUGCAAGCUUAAGUUCCCCUUCAAGAGCAACCCUGCGCACCGCUACUCGUGGGGACCGGCCAGUGCCGCCCUGCAGGCGCUGGGUUUAGGAGAGGGGGGGCUUCCGGGGGAGGGAAGGGGAGGAGCCGAGGGAGGUGGGGAAGACGGGAUCUUGGUUCCCCCUUUCCAGUCCCCGCCCCCGCGCAUUCGCAGCCCUAGCCCGCAACGCGCCUGGCAACAGAGGAGCCACAGCAACCAGCGGCAGCCGCGCUACCGCCGAAACUCAUUCGACGGCUCCGCCCACAGCAACGGUAACAACGACGAGCAGCAGCAAAGGGGCGGGGCUCACCAAGGAAGACCAAGGCAGAGGAGGGGGCCGUCACCUGGGCCGGGUGGACACCGGGGGGGAGGUGAUGCGGGCUUCCACUACAACCAACAUCCUGCCCCUCCUCCUCACCACCAUCAUCAGCAUCUUCAUCAUCCCUACUACAACCCCCACAAUGCACCAUUUCCAAAUUUCCAUCCCGCCCCACCCCCUCCCGCCCAAAUCCUCCUGGGUCCGCCCUUGACCGGUUGGGGCUUCACUACGCCGCCGCCACGAAUGAGACGACAGUUCAGUGAGCCGGACCUCAACAACCAGCAACCCCCCUCUGACCUCUGAACUCUGAGGCUGGAUUCGCUACUCCGACAUGCUGUAUACAGUAAACCCCCGCAAUUCACCGGCUGUGGGGACCAGCGGCCGCAAGCCAUUGACACUCGCCCUGAAAGGGUUUACAACUGCCUAGUUUUGGAGUUAAAACCACAAACCAGGAUCCAAAAACACUAACUACAUACAUCCAGAUGACUUUAUUUUAUAAGAGCAAACAUGUACACACACAAAAUCAAACAUUGGUUGAAAUUACGCCUGAUAUUUUAGCUUUAACUUUUGUAAACGAUUCAUUUAAAAUUAAAAUUAAAUGGGUUCAUGUAAUCUAAUUUCAUAGGGUGAAACAAAACAAUUAUUCCAAUUGGUGACAAGUUAGCACAUCCGCCCCAUAGGUUAGAGAUUGAGAGUUUAAAUCCGAGCUCUGGCCUUCCCGUGUGGAGUUUGCACAUUCUCCCUAUUCCUGCGUGGAUCUGCUCCUGGUCCUGCAAUUUUUUUCCCUGCAUGCCAAAAAUAUGCACAUUAGAGUCAUUGAAGAUGCAGAAUUAUCCCUAGGUUCCAAUGUGAGAUUCUUCCAUCAUUCAAAAGUGUUUACAUAUAGUCUUUUUUUUUUUUCGCUUCAACUGAAAGCAUUCUUUGCAUUCAUUUAUAAAGCCAACUUAAUUAUUUUAAUUCCAAACGACUUGAAAAGAUUGGUUUGCUUCCGUUUAAGUAAUGACUUUACAUGAAGUUAAAUAUUUCACGUUCUGCUAUAUUAUUUACACGAGUAAAAGCUAAAAUAUUGUGACAGAUUACCUCCAUUUUUUUUCAAGGUUCAAAUCUCCGGAACUUUCACUAACAACCCAGGCUAAACUUAGCUCCGACCCAACUUUGGUGCCACGUGUUACAGAAAGAGUACAAAGUCCGAAAGAUGCAAAUAGUUGACUUUUGCAACAAAUAAUGGAGGAGAUGCUCCUCGAAAAAUAGAAACGAAUAGUUGAUUUCCUGAGAGGUGUCAGGACUAUGAGGGGGAUUCUUGGUAUAUGUGUGUGCAGGUCAUGUGCAUGCGUGCAAGCUGUUUUGUUGACUUGAUGGUGGUCAUACGAUCACUUGAGCUCCUGUGGCUUACUGCUGUUAGCUUGUUGUUGUUUUGCAUUUUUAGCCCAGGACGCUAGAUGUCUUAUCAUGCUAAGGCGUAGAGUAGCAUCGGGAAAGCGCUUGAACACGCGGACAACAUUGUGUACAAUUAUGAAGAUAAACAAUAUGUACAGAAUGGCUUUCAAAGUUAGCAGGUUAGCCGCCUGCUAACCAGUCAAACCAAAGAUGCUGACGCGUUUUUUUGUGUAUGUUGAGAUGGACUGCGGGAAAUGGAGCAAGUGAGGACGUUAACUGGGAAGUGAAAGGUUGUGGAGUUGUAGAAGAACAUUCAACUGUGCUCAUGGAAUUAUAUUUUGGGAGAUUUUUUGGGGGGGGAGAAGAAAGUGCAUAAGGUGCAGUCAUUGUUGUUGUUUUUUUGAGGUAUUCUUUUUCACCCCACUGUCAUGUUAGCCAACGGUGGGCUCAACAAGACCCCGCUGAGCAUGAUGGGAAAUUAUGACCAUGCCUUUAAUGUAGACUUUUUUUUUUUUCAUGUGUGUCCUUCCUAACCUCAUCCUCACUCAUAUUAUUCAUUUUAUUAUUAUUAUAAUAAUUGUUAUAGUGCAUCUUCAAGUGGGGGAAUCUUUUGGGUGCUGCUUAUCAACGUGAGUGUGUGCGCGUGCGUGUGUUUAGAAUCACAAGUGAAGGUUAUUUUGACUUCUAUCCAAGCUUUUGCUUUGUCAUCGUCUCUGAACUUUUAUUUUGCAGUCUUGAACCCCUACGCCUCAAAAGACUGGAGCCCAAUAAACACUACAGCUUCACAACUUU